This is a messenger RNA of Morchella sextelata, 306 nucleotides long. RefSeq lists its product as uncharacterized. The transcript is spliced from 5 exons. Bases 1 to 306 code for a protein of 101 amino acids. The record is from RefSeq and is a predicted model, not a curated record. Lineage: Eukaryota; Fungi; Ascomycota; Pezizomycetes; Pezizales; Morchellaceae.
AUGCUUGCUGAUGAAUGUGUGAACGAGCCAACCAGGGAAGGAGAGGAGAAUCCGGGGGGGGCGUAUGCUUCAGGGCAGGAUAGUAGGGCUCAAUUGCGAGCGGGGCGCCAGCAACAGAGAGCUGCUACAAACAGAACCCAGGCAGCAAAAGAGAUAUGCAAUCGUCAAAACGCCAGUGUAAACACAAAAAUGGUAGAGCUGCUCAGAGGAGCUGUUGUUGUAUGUAUUUGGUUAUCUCCCACUGAUUCUCCUCCCACAGCAGCACGUCCUACCUGCAAAUCGAUCGUAGAACGGGAAUUAUCAUGA